Messenger RNA from Hydatigera taeniaeformis, 690 nucleotides. NCBI's taxonomy places the organism in Eukaryota, Metazoa, Platyhelminthes, Cestoda, Cyclophyllidea, Taeniidae. The record is from the annotation of a GenBank genome assembly.
AUGGUAGACGAGUCGCUAGUCACGACGACGUCACUAUUUAAUGCUAUUCCGGACGGUCCAGAGGUGGUUUUACGUCGGUUUCAGCGACUCAUAGCCUUGGAACAACAGCAGCAGGAGAGUGACGUUACUUCUAGUGAAAAUGGGAAGGAAUGGAUGGCGCGAUUAGCUACUAUGAAGGAAAGUUUGCAUGAAAAGGAAGUCUCAUUUGAGCGACGCUAUGCGCGUCAUCAGAAACAGCUUAAGGAGGUCGAAUUCCAGGAAACGGAACUUCGACGACUCCGCGACUGGAGGAAUACGCUUAAGGAGCAAUUACAGAGUCUAUCCGACCAGGAUGCAGAUGCUGUCAGCAACACUAACGGAAUCGACUCUGAGAUACACCGUCUGCAGGAUCGCGUUUCCCUCUACGAGAGGACAUUUGGUCUUGAAAUAAGGCGUACAAAGAACCAUGACAACAUCCAAGUCGUCAUGCGUGGCUGCUGCGAAGAUGAUUAUGAUACACUGAGCUACGUGAUCCUACGACUUAGCUCCGAUUCGACUCCGAUGGAGCUGGUCAAGUGCAAUCCCCCCAUUGCUGAUAUUCGAAAGCUCGUUGAACACUUUAACAAAGUUGGAGACUUCCGUAGCUUUCUCCUGGUUCUGAGAAACAGAUUCGUCAGGUACUUUCAGCUGCGGAAGAAGCCCAGCAGCUAA